UUUAAAUCUGUGUUCAUUUAUAUUAUUUUAAUUCCUUAUUAUUCCUAAAUUAAAAUAUUUUCAUAUAUUUUAAUCGUAUAGUAAUGAAGUUGUUUACAUAUACUGAUAAGUGUUAUCACACUGACGUUUCCAUUCAAUCUUAUGUAUUAUCUAACCUCAACAUACGAUUUAUUAAAGACAACUAAUAUUAAUUGAACUUUAAGUUAUUUUUACGAAAUUACGAUGGCUUAUGACUUAAAAAGGGAAGAAGAAGUUAAAGAAUAUAUAGAAAAUCUUGGUAUUGAGUACCGUUUUGGUUGUUAUAAAGAAAAAAAGCCAGAAGUGUGUCAUCUUCUCGGUGAUUACUUGGAAGCGAUCAAAAAAGAUUUUGAGAAGGCUGCAACAGUAUUUAAAAGCAAUUGCUUAGAUUAUAAUUUCGGUAAAUCUUGUUUAAAAUACGGUAACUAUGCAUUAGUGGGGCGAGGCAGUAUCAAAAGCAAUCCAAAUGAAGCGUUAUCGUAUUUUGAAAAAGGAUGUGAUUUAAAUGAACCUACAGCUUGUUUGCAUGCUGGUAUGCUAUUGACGGCUACAGGGCCCGGUAUCAGUGUGAAAAGGGAUGUCCCUAAAGGCUACAACUAUUUAAAAAGAAGUUGUGAUCAAAAGGAUGAUAUGGCAUGUCACUACCUCUCCGGAAUGUACCUCACAGGUGUACCAAAGAAUGUUUCGGAUUUCAACCCACACAACUCUGAGAAAAAUAAAAACAUAGAAUAUUUAAUAAAACCAGACAAAAAACAAGCAUACCAAUUUGCACUGAAGGGCUGUGAAUAUGGAAAUAUGUAUGCAUGUGCUAAUGUGAGCAUGAUGUUUAAAAAAGGUGAUGGGGUAGAGAAGAAUGAAGAAGAAUCCAAAAGAUAUUUUGCACUUGCACAAAGUUUACAAAAAGCGCAUGAAACUGCAAAAGAAUUAAAGUUCCAGCAAGGAUUAGAGAAAUAACUUAGAAAAUAAAUUAUUUAAUAUUGUUUUUAGUAAUAUAGAAUGCUAAGAAAUGAAUGUUACUGAGUAAUGAUUAUGCUGCUAUUGUUUGUAUAGAGUUCCAGAUGUAGAUAUGAAUUACAUGAUUGUUAAUAAAUUUAUUAUUUUAUUCAAAACCCUGAUUAUCUUGCAUUAACAAUACUGUGAAUAGAAUAGAAUGUUGGCACUUAUGUAGUGAAGAUAAGUAAUUAAUUGAGGAUUGAUUAUUAUAAAAAUUAAAGUUAUAUAAGUUGGUUUGAUUCCUGUCUAGCCUUGGUGGUGUGGCUGUUUAUCACAUUGUUUCACUUCAGAUGGUUUCAAGU
Molecule: messenger RNA, 1313 nt
Organism: Achroia grisella
Lineage: Eukaryota; Metazoa; Arthropoda; Insecta; Lepidoptera; Pyralidae
Gene: Coa7
Product: cytochrome c oxidase assembly factor 7 homolog
Exons: 2
Coding region: 223-972 (249 amino acids)
Cellular component (GO): mitochondrial intermembrane space
Molecular function (GO): protein binding
Source: RefSeq, a predicted model, not a curated record